Amoebophrya sp. A120 is the source of this 3675-nucleotide messenger RNA. The record is from the annotation of a GenBank genome assembly. Lineage: Eukaryota; Dinophyceae; Syndiniales; Amoebophryaceae.
UUGCGCUGGGCGAAAUUUUGUAGAAUAGUGUUAAAUGCUCCUGCUGUCCUGUAUUCAUGACUACGCAAAUUUUUAAGCAGGACUGUGAAAUAGAAAGAAACACAAUAAACUUGCGACUAUGCAGAAAGCGAGUGCUCAAGACGAAGCGAUUUGAUGAGGAGCUCCAUGUGUGUUCCAAUUUGAAGGCAGCCGCAGCAGCUUUCAACGUGCAUCUUGAUGAUGAUGACCCCACCAGCACUACUGAAGUGUGCGAACAGGCUGUUACCUGUAUUACAUUCACUAGGUCACCGUCCUGAAUCAUAAUCACUUGAUGAAUCUCUUAUCAGCCUCCACUGAAACACAAGCAUGUUGUAGUUGUACUAGAUUCAACCUAAAUCGAAAUCCCCUCCCUGCAACACACGAUAUUGCACGACGAGUGACAAACAAAACCCAUAAAAAAAAGACCAAUCAGAAAGUGCUGGGACAUCAGUUUUUCUGCACUAUCACUUCUAACGUAAAAAGGUAGUCAAAGUUUUUUUCAAAUACCACGCACUAGUAUUUUCUGUGUCCUACCAGGUGUGAAGAAAAAGCACGAACCAGUAAAAUUUUUGUUUAAAGCAAAACCAUAGUAGUUUGUCUGUCGUGCCAUACACAUACGUAGUAAAUUACCUUAUUUUUUUGUUCCAUGUUCACGAGGACUUGAACUUGUACUCAUCAAACAGCAAUCGGUAUAAAGUACUUGGCAACAACUCUGAAACUUCGCAAUAGUAAAAAAAUAGUGUAAGAAGAAGAAGAACCACACCACAACAAGCUCAAGCGUGAAAAUAACAGAAGAAAAUAAGGCGACUACUUACAGUAGUCUAGCACGCCGCUAGCAAAAUAAAUUGAAGAGACCGACCCUGUCUCUAGUAUUAGUAGCCACUUUUGAAUCAAGCAACAAAAAAGAAAAAGCGAAAAUGUCGGAGUGGGCAACUUUGCUAAGCAGCUAUAUGGUCGACCCCAGCGAAGAAAAUGCCUCCUACGCAAGUAUCAAAUCUGUCAUGCUGUUAUUUCAUCUGCAUAGAGGAAACAUAAAGAUAAAACAAGUUUCUUUAUGCAACAUAUGGUGCAAAAAUGACAAUGAGUGAAAGCGAAAUGGAAAUCGCAAUGCGAAUGUGAAGUUUUUAAGUUGUAUCAAAAACCACCAAAAAUUUCAGAUAACUCGAUGAACUAUUGCUUGAGCGCAGCAAUUGGGGGCAAGCACUUCGGUAUGGCGCAACAGGUACUUCUUAAACGAUCCUUGAAUUUUGCAGUCCACCUCUGAAUGCUAAACAGAAGGAGAAACUUGCCUUUUCCGCAACAAUUAAGUACUUGGGAAGAUUGAUGCAAUUGCAAACCCAGCCUUCCAGGAGUUGAAAAUUUCUGUAUCAGGUUCCAGCAGGCACAACAUGGUGGGGCGCGUCGUGCCGACCAGCGGACGGCGACACCGGAAUUGACACAGACGCUGCUUUAUCAAAUGCAAAUAUGUCAUCCGGGUCUGGAAGUUGGGAACUCGUGAUGCUAACUUUGGACUCUAAAAAAAUCUGUAUUGCAUGACCAGCAAGAGGAGCAGCCUAGUUUGUGUUGCGCGGGGAGGGCAUUUGUCAUGCGGAGAAGGCAUCAGCAAGCCCCCUAAAAAUCUGUGAUGCUAGGCCGUGCAUUACAGACAUCCUGGGUCAAGCAAAAUACGCAUGACAAACCCGGCAACAUUCCAGACCCAGACACUUUUGCAUUUGAUAUGCUUGGGCGCACGUCUACGCAGCGGACGCGGAGCAGAAAAUUAUGCAGGACGACAUGACAGAGAAGGGGGUAUAGUUUUGAGCUUGUCAGGAAAGAUUUUGUCAUGCAAUUUUCGCCACUUCUGACGAAGACUGUUUGUGUUGUAAGUAGUCUCUUUCAUGCACCAUCGUGAGCCAGUACGCGGCGCACAGCAAUUUUGCAACACGUCGACUCGUAAAAACAAAUCCUCUAUCAGGUAUGGAUUUGCGAAUUCCAAACGAUAGUAGACGCCUUCUUGCACGAUCUGAAAAAAGGACCACUGGCCAACGGAGUCUGGAUCGCGGGAAAGAAGUACUAAUUCUUUUGGUUCCUUUCAUGUUCCGCAUGACAGAUUCUCAUUUUGAUUGGUGUUUUGCAUAAAAAGUUUCAGGAGCAGUGCAGCCUGAGUUGCGAUGAACUGAAACAGGUCAUAGGCGCAUUUGCAUUUCAUCCUGCAUGACAAAAAACCAGGCACACGAUAGCACGGAAGCAAGUCGAAACCGGGGCCAACAACGAGUACAACUUCAUUUUCAUGUAUGAAAGCCUCAGAAUGGAAAUCCUCAAAGUGGAAAAACUUUGUGAUGCAUGAGACGCGACGCAAAAAAGACUGUACUAUUGCAGAGGACGCAAUGAAGGCCGACUAUUGUCCUUCUAUGGGUUAAGAAUUGGAAGGCUGAUCAGCACGAGAGAAGGGCGCCCCUUUACGUUGACCAGCAUGACAGACAUGCUUUGAACGCCCGGGAAAUUUGUCAUGCGCCGCCUACAAGUGGCGCGUCAGCCGGAGUGUUUUUUUGCAUUACAAACUCUUCUCACUUUGAGGAUUUCCAACCUGAGGCUUUCAUAUCAUGGUCGCCGCGCAGAAGGGAGAGAAGGGACACAUCGUCAUGUCUACCGAUGCGGACUUCAAGGGCAAGGCCUGCAUUAUCACCGCCGAAUUCGACAAGAGCUUAGGGUGCACCAGUGGUAUUGGAACCGUGUUUACUUAUUUUUGCGUGAUACUUUGUAGUCUUGGUACGCAUGAGAGAUUCUGCUCUUGCAGUGUGUACUUAAAGUUGCCCUCGUGCUGCAUGAAGUAGGAAACUUGCGAUGCAUGACAGGCAAGCGUGUUGGCAUUUGUGAUGCAAAAGAACAACGUCUCUUUUUCAAUAGGUAUGGCCACCGCGGUCGCGUUGGACUUCGCGAAGUGGCUGAAGGAGAGCGGUACCGACCAGAGCGACUCUAUUGCGGCAUAAAUCACGACACGAUCACGAUCAUGUUGUUCGCGAAGAAGAGCUGCAAGUUCUCCAAGUGCACCAGACGCCCGCUACCUUUGAGUUUUAAGGAAACGACGCACUCUUUGUGCAAUCAAGUAAUUUGAUGUUCCCCUUUUUUUCAUGAAAGAUCAUUUUUCAUCAACAUCCCCUCAACUACGGAACCCGGAGGCCACAAGCGAUCACGUCGACAGGAGCAGCAAUCUGAUUCAAAGGCAAACAGAUUGGAGAACAAGCGGAAGGAGGUUUGAGAACAAGGACAAUGAAACUUUGUUGAAUAAUAUGAAUAUCAUCACACGACCACACCGGACGAAAGAAUAACGGUGCGUAUUUUAUUCAUUCGUAUCACUAUCAUCGUAUAAUUAUCACACGACCGUAUAGACGUCACAAACACAGUUUAAAUUCAAGCAGCGAGAUCGUCGUUUGAUCGCUAGUUACAAUGCAACUAGCGUGCAACGGCCUCCUUCAUGAUUUUUUUUUUUGGUAGUACAGCAGACACAGCAUGUGAACUGGAGCCAAAGGUAGUAGAUCUGUGGCGAUGUUCGGGUCGUCGCACAGUUCACUUCACAGGAACUCAGCAAUGCACGGCUAAGGAAGAGGAACCUCGAUACGAAUUUCCCUGGAAGAUGAAAGAAUGAUUGGCCGAGGGAGCCAAAUUGAAGGACAGGAU